Molecule: messenger RNA, 2098 nt
Organism: Macrobrachium nipponense
Lineage: Eukaryota; Metazoa; Arthropoda; Malacostraca; Decapoda; Palaemonidae
Gene: Mt2
Product: tRNA (cytosine(38)-C(5))-methyltransferase-like
Exons: 7
Coding region: 507-1793 (428 amino acids)
Cellular component (GO): nucleus
Molecular function (GO): methyltransferase activity
Source: RefSeq, a predicted model, not a curated record
AUGGUGGCAUUUUUAUACGCAUAUACACUUUGUUUAUCCGAGGGAGCAAAAUAAUUAAUCUGCAAAUACCUUUCUUUAUUAAAGUGGUAAAUCGAAAAAUCUUCUUCCAUUGUCACGUCACCGCUCGUCCGUUAAUCCGUGCGUCCUCUGGCCACAAAAUACACUGAAUUAUUUUGCUGUAAUGACGUAGGAGACUUCGCCAUAGGCAUAUCCCUACCGUAGAUAUGAGGAAGAAGAAACUCCUGCACUGGAGCAAUGUUUUGGGAUACAGUAGUACUUCAAAACGACAAGGAUGAGGAAAUACGUAAUCACUGCUUCUUAGAGUUCAGAAGUGGAGUUGGCAUCUCCAAUAUGUUGAAGCACAUGGAAAGGAAAUACCCUACUGGACUUCCUAGGAAAACAAGCCUGUUGGAUGCCUUCAGGUCCAGGAACCCAUCCCCAAAUUCAGAAGUUCAAGAUACCUGUAUUAAAGGCCCAGUUGACCUUAGUGAACCUGUAACUGGAACAUGACCAGUGUCUGUAGAACAUUCUCCUGCACAAAAACCUCUUCAGCAAAUGCUUCAAGGAUGUCAAAAUCCAGCCGAUGUGAUGUUGCUGAUAUUAAAAAAAUGCAAGCAGAUGAAGUGCAGCAGCCACUCCGUAUCCUUGAGCUGUACAGUGGGAUAGGUGGAAUGCAUGUUGCAGCCAAAGAAAGUGGACUUCUGUUUGAUAUUGUUGGGAGCUAUGAAAUUAACACUACAGCACUUGAAGUAUAUCGGCACAAUUUUCCAAAGACUCCCAAGGCCUACAAUAUCAUGGGGUUGACUUUAGAUAAUCUGGAAUCUCUUUCUCCAGAUAUUAUAAUGAUGAGUCCCCCUUGUCAGCCUUUUACCAGGCAAGGUUUGAAACGUGAUGUUGAGGACACUCGUACAUCAUCUUUGUUGCACUUGAUAGGCCUUCUUGAAAAAUUAUCCCAUCCACCAACAAUGAUUUUACUGGAAAAUGUAGCUGGCUUUGAAAAAUCCCUGGCAAGGGAGCAACUCAUGGAAAUGCUGAGGAGCAAGAAUUAUGUUUGGCAGGAGUUCCUGUUAUCACCAACAGAGUUUGGGAUUCCAAAUUCGCGUUUGAGGUAUUACCUUCUAGCCAAACAGCAGCUCUACCCUUUCUGUUUAGAUGUCUCAGAUGAGAUUAAGGAAGAGCUAACAGCAUGUUUAUGCAUCAGAAGGGACAUCCAGGCUCCUGUAUUAAGUGAUGCGAGGGAGAUUUGUGCAAAUUGUGGAAAGCCUGUUAUUGAUUCUCUUCAAAAUCUUCUUCGUAACUUCCAUGGAAAUAUACAUAAUGAAUUGCAUCAGCCAGGAAAGUCAUACUCUGAUCUUUCACUCUCUCUGAGCUCAUUCAUGGAAAGUGACAUAAAUUUGGAACCUUAUUUAUUAAAAGACAAGGUAUUAAGUAAGUACUGUAUGAUACUAGAUAUUGUUGAUAAAGAAUCCAAGAGAAGUUGUUGCUUCACCAAAGGUUACGGUCAUUAUGUUGAAGGUACUGGUUCUGUUAUCAAAGGAAACAGUGAUCUUGAUGUGGAUGCAGUUUACAAUAGGCUGUCAAGAUUAGAGUUAGGUGAUCCAGAGAGACUUGAUCUUCUAAAACAGUUAAAGUUCAGAUAUUUCACAGCCAAUGAAAUUUUAAGACUAAUGUGCUUUCCAAAGUGGUUUUCAUUUCCUCCAUCACUAACUGUGAAACAAAAAUACAGAGUUCUUGGUAAUAGUAUUAACAUUCUAGUUGUGACAUCUCUAUUGCUUAUAUUAUGUGAAAGAUGACAGGAUGCUGAAAUGUAAAAAUAGAUAAUAGUAAAUUUUUGUUUUUACCACUUAUUUCAUGGGUCUAAUUAUUGGAAGGUUAAAUUAACUGAUGAUAAUAUUCGGGACAUUUGGUUUUGUCUAUCUUGAUGGGUUACCCGGUCAGAUGAGGCUAAAACUCCUAUUUACAGUGUUCCUCCCUGUAUUCGUGGGGGGAUGCAUACCAGACCCCCCCCCCCCCCUCCACAAAUAGUUGGAACCCCUAUAAAAUGCUUAAAACUGCCUAUUUUGUUAAUUAAAACUAAGAAAAACACACUUGAAAUGUU